This is a messenger RNA of Echinococcus granulosus, 1872 nucleotides long. RefSeq lists its product as hypothetical. The transcript has 6 exons. The coding region runs from base 1 to 1872 and encodes 623 amino acids. Gene Ontology annotation, molecular function: transcription corepressor activity; NAD binding; oxidoreductase activity, acting on the CH-OH group of donors, NAD or NADP as acceptor. NCBI's taxonomy places the organism in Eukaryota, Metazoa, Platyhelminthes, Cestoda, Cyclophyllidea, Taeniidae. The record is from RefSeq and is a predicted model, not a curated record.
AUGGCAGGAGCUCGUCCAAAUGGUCCCCAUUAUACCAGGCCUUUAGUUGCCUUACUCGAUGGCAGAGAUUGCACAGUAGAGAUGCCACUGCUCAAAGAUGUAGCCACCGUUGCUUUUUGUGACGCGUCAGGCACAAGUGAAAUCCAUGAAAAAGUUCUCAACGAGGCCUUUGGAGCUCUUCUAUGGCACUCAAUCACUCUUACGCGAGAAGACCUUCAGAAAUUCAAAAGCCUCAAAAUAAUUGUCAGAAUAGGGAGUGGUUUUGACAACGUGGACAUAAAAGCAGCAGGAGAAUUGGGUAUUGCAGUCUGCAACGUGCCUGGUUAUGGCGUGGAAGAGGCGGCUGAUACCACGAUGUCGCAUAUUUUAACUCUCUAUCGAAGAACUUACUGGCUAGCUGAUAUGGUUCGCAGUGGGAAAAGGAUAAGUGGGCCAGAACAACUUAAAGACGCCGCUGCUGGAACAGCUCGCAUACGAGGCGAUACGCUGGGAAUAGUUGGUCUCGGUCGUAUUGGCGCCGCUGUGGCUUUGCGUGCUAUGGCGUUUGGCUUCAGAGUCGCAUUCUUCGACCCCUACCUAUCCGACGGCAUUGAGAGGUCCCUCGGCAUUGUUCGAGUCUACAAUUUACAGGACCUUCUCUACCAGAGUGACUGUGUCACCCUUCAUUGCACUCUUCAUGAUCAGAACCGCGGUAUGAUCAAUGCCGACACCAUUAAGAUGAUGCGUAAAGGUGCAUUUUUGAUCAACACUGCAAGAGCCGGUCUCAUUGAUGAGGCAGCUUUGACUGCCGCUCUCAAAUCGGGCAUUAUUCGCGCCGCAGCUCUUGAUGUAAUUGACUCUGACCUGACAACAGGUCCUCUCAAGGAUGCCCCCAAUCUUAUUGUGACACCGCAUAUGGCUUACUACAGUGAAAACAGUGUGCGGGAAAUGCGUGAGGCUGCCGCCAACGAGAUCCGUCGAGCAGUUCUCAACAGAGGCCCUGGUGGUUUGCGAAACUGCGUGAACAAAGAGUAUCUUGUUGGCGCCCCCACUAGUCUGUAUAGCGGUCUGAACAGCCAUACUAAUCCUCUUGCUCUUGCUGCCAACACUGCUGUACUGAACAACCACGCGACCGCCAUGGCAGCCGUUCUUUCCAUGCCACCGUUUUCGGGUGCCUCGGGAGCAAAUUCCAUGGGUCUCACCCUGCCUCCAGCCCUUCUCGGCGCUAACUUCGCGUCCACUGCAAAUCUUGGCGGGCCGUCAAACUCAGUGGGAGCGAAUAAUGGUGCUCUGCCGGGUCCCCAUGGAGCCGCUGGUCCUGGUGGCAUGCUGGGAAACAGCGUCCCCUCUUCCAUUCCUGCGCUCAUUCCACCUCCACCUGGGGGAGCGAAUCCUCAGUUUGCACAAAGUGGUCUACCCACGCCCUACUCUCCAUUCCUGCCUCCUAAUUUCGCUGCCAGCCUCUCUGGAUUAGCUGGUCAACAACAGCAACAAUCACAGCCAAAUAGCCAGCCUCCACCGCCACAGCCACCCUCUCAGGCCGCGUCGCAGUCUCAGCCACUGGCGGUUGUAUCCGCGGCGGCGGCGGCAGCAGCAGCGGCCGCGACACAGCAGCAACAACAGCAGAUGCAAACGCUCGCAUCGCAACAAUCGAGUCAAAGCGGUCCGACCAUGUCCAAAGCUGGCGGUAGUCCCGCUCCAAACGUCGGUGGAAAUGGUUCUAGCGGUGGAAUGAACAGCGGUUCCAACGCGCCCCCUACCUCGGAUUCCAGCGUGAAGCCAUCUUGUUCUCCCAACGCGGCCCUCGAUGUGCAGAGCGUUAUCCACGGGAACCAUAACUUCUCGCCUUUUCCCCCUGGCAUGGUAAAGCCGAAGGCCGGUGAUUCUCCAUAA